GAGAGAGAGAGAGAAAUGUUGAUAUGUAUUUAAGCUUUCGUUUGUAUUGGUAGAGUCGCUGGCACGGAAAAGAGGGAAAUGGACAAAAGAUGAUCAUACUGGCCUGCACGAGACAGCCAAACGUAGCAGAGGCAUUAGGCGUUUGGUAGAAAUAGAAUCAAAAUAAAGGAAAUCUUGGUUUUCGGGUCACAAUCAAGAUCUGAAUCUCCAACUCCCACUUCCUAACUACCAUUAACGAAAACCCUUCAUUCUUCCAAUAUCUCUCUCUCUCUCUCUCUCUCUCUGGUUCUCUCCUCGAUUCUUUCUUGUUCGAAGCUACCGAUUCGAUUUCAUUUCCAGCCAUGCCUUCUUCUCCUAAAUUCUUUCACUCUCGCCUAUCUUCCCCGUCCUUUGCUUCCCGCAGAUUACUCUUCCUCAUGCUCGUUUGCCUCUUCAUUGGCAUCUCCGGUUUCAUAUUUGGAGUCACUGGCCCUUCUGGUUACCGUUGCUCGCAGUCCAUAACUGAUCCCCGAACGGUUCGCGUCAUCUGGGACACAAAGUCGAAUGCUAAUACCAGGAACGAUGGCUCCGUUUUGAAUUCUCAGAACAAGAGACACAAGGUUAUGGGGUUUGUCGGAAUUCAAACUGGGUUCGCCUCCGAUGGUAGAAGACACUCCUUGAGGAAGACCUGGAUGCCGUCCGAUCGCCAGGGCCUUCAACGGUUGGAGGAAUCUACUGGUUUGGCGUUCAGGUUUGUUAUUGGUAGAACUAGCGACAAAUCAAAGAUGGCAAAACUUAAGAAGGAAGUUGCAGAAUAUGAUGAUUUCUUGCUUUUGGAUAUUGAGGAACAGUAUACUUUCUUUAAAGCUGCCUAUGCACUUUAUGAUUCUGAGUUUUACGUUAAAGCAGAUGAUGACAUAUAUUUGAGGCCAGAUCGUCUCUCCUUACUCUUGGCAAAAGAGCGUGCUCAUUCUCAAACUUACCUCGGAUGCAUGAAGAAAGGGCCUGUUUUCACUGAUCCAAAGCUCAAAUGGUAUGAACCACUCUCCACUUUGCUUGGGAAGGAGUACUUUCUCCAUGCUUAUGGUCCAAUAUAUGCUCUUUCAGCUGAUGUUGUUGCAAGUUUGGUUGCUCUUAGAAAUGACAGCUUUCGGAUGUUCAGCAAUGAGGAUGUUACAAUUGGUGCGUGGAUGCUUGCUAUGAAUGUUAAUCAUGAGGAUAAUCGAGCACUAUGUGAACCAGACUGUACACCAUCAUCUGUUGCUGUGUGGGAUAUUCCUAAGUGUUCAGGACUCUGUAAUCCAGAAGCCAAAUUACUAGAGCUCCAUCAGAAGGAUAGCUGCUCAAAUAGCCCAACUAUGGAAUCCGAUGAUUAGUGUUUUUUCUUUUAUCAUUUUUCUUCCAAAUGUGAUGGAUAGAAGAAACUCUUGGAAGAAUUCUCCUUGGUGUUGGUUGGUGCUGGUAUCAGAUACAGACCAUCAUCUCCUCUGGUCCAUUCUGUUUUUCUUCUCAAUUGCGUUACUUAUUCUUUCUUGUAAUCAUUUUUCCAACGAUGUAGGUUAGGAACCAGAAUUUUCCAACCCCUUAAUUUUUUUAGUUAGGUUUUUAGAAUUUAGAAGAGAAUUGAUGAGAGUGAUUAUACAUGUGAACUUUCAACUCUUAUCAAAUAUACACUGCAUACAAUUUUGGCUUCCAGUGUUGUGGAAUGCAUUUUAAAAAUGACCGUAAAGAUUAUGGAUCUCUUUGUAUGUGGCAAGCCAAA
Manihot esculenta (cassava) is the source of this 1741-nucleotide messenger RNA. RefSeq names its product probable beta-1,3-galactosyltransferase 14. Lineage: Eukaryota; Viridiplantae; Streptophyta; Magnoliopsida; Malpighiales; Euphorbiaceae. Bases 342 to 1355 code for a protein of 337 amino acids. Gene Ontology annotation, cellular component: Golgi membrane. The record is from RefSeq and is a predicted model, not a curated record. The transcript has 7 exons. Gene Ontology annotation, molecular function: hexosyltransferase activity.